Molecule: messenger RNA, 267 nt
Organism: Ilex paraguariensis (yerba mate)
Lineage: Eukaryota; Viridiplantae; Streptophyta; Magnoliopsida; Aquifoliales; Aquifoliaceae
Source: the annotation of a GenBank genome assembly
AUGCUCAUUCUCAUCGUACUGACCACCCCCAAAUCUCUAACCCUAACCCGAACGAACCAUUAUACAUAUCUUUCUCUUUCUCUCUCCUCUCACCGAUCCAUUCUGUUCUCAAUAAUAUCGGCUCGCCUUUUCUCUCCCUUAUCUAUAUAUCUGAAACGCUCCUUCGCUUUUCUUUGUCCGCAAGGUUUUCAAUUCAUCUCCACGGUGACGCCUCGUUUUCAAAUUGCCUUCAAUCCACGAGGUGUGCAGCAUUUUCUACCUUGCUGA